GGUUCCCCCGCUCGGGCCGCAGCUGCCCCGGCCCCGCCGGCAUCGCCCCCCGGAGCCCGCAGAGCAGGAGCUGAGCAUGGAGAGCAGCGAGGAGCUGGUGGCUGAGGCCGUUGGGAGCGGCUCCACGGCUCGGCAGGGAGAAGCCAACGGGGAGGAGAAGCCGCGGAGAUCCCCGAGCAGGAGGGGCUGCAAAGGCAGAGCGCGGGGAUCCGAGGGGGAAAGAGCCAGCCUGGGCCAUGGAGGGGCUCAGAGAUCCGAGCUGGGGCUCCAUGAGCAGCUCCAGGGUGGGCAGGAGAAGCCCCACAAGUGCUCCGAGUGUGGGAGGAGCUUCAAGAGGAGAUCCUGCCUGAUUGUGCACCAGAGAAUCCACACGGGAUCUGAGGGGGAAAAACGCACCCUGGACCAGGGUCAGAGCUCAGAGCUGGGGGUCCAUGAGCAGCUCCAGGGUGGGCAGGAGAAGCCCAACCAUUCCUCCGAGUGUGGGAAGAGUUUCAGGAGGAGAUCCACCCUGAAUGUCCACCUGAGGAGCCACACGGGGGAGAGGCCCUAUGAGUGUGAUGGAUGCCAUCAGACAUUUUACAAAAAUUCCCAUCUCAUCAGUCACCGGCGCAUUCACACCAACGAGCGGCCAUUUUGCUGUCCUGAUUGUGGAAAGGGAUUCAGGCAAAGGUUCAGCCUUGUCAUCCACCAGCGAAUCCACACUGGGGAGAGGCCCUAUGAGUGUGGGGAGUGUGGCAGGAGCUUCAGAGAGAGCUGCAGCCUGACUGUCCACCUGAGGAGGCACACGGGGGAACGACCCUACGAGUGUGGUCAGUGCCAGAAGAGGUUUGUGAGCAGCUCUGAUCUCCACAUUCACCAGCGCUCACACACAGAUGAGAAGCCCUUCCAGUGCCCCGACUGCGGGAAGGGCUUCAAAAGCGUCUCCCGCCUUAAGAGGCACCGGAUGAUCCACAGCGGGGAGAGGCCCUACGAGUGUGAUCAGUGCCAGAUGAGGUUCCUGACCAGCUCUGAGCUCCUCAGCCACCAGCUCAUUCACACCGAGGAGAGGCCGUUCCACUGCCGUGACUGCGGGCAGAGCUUCAGGCGUAACUCCCAUCUCAUCGUCCACCGGCGCAUCCACACCGGGGAGAGACCCCACGAGUGUCCCCAGUGUGGGAAGGGCUUCAUCACGAGCUCCAACCUGACUGUCCACCUGAGAAGCCACACCGGGGAGAGGCCCUAUGAGUGUCCCCAGUGUGGGAAGAGCUACACUAACAGCUCCAGCCUGACUAUCCACCUCAGAAGCCACACAGGGGAGAGGCCCUACGAGUGUGAUCAGUGCCAAAAGGGCUUUUACACCUCGUCUGAACUCCUCAAGCACCAGCGCAUCCACAUGGACGAGAGGCCCUUCCGCUGUCCGGAUUGUGGGGUGGGAUUCAAAGAGAAGUCAACCCUCGUCAAACACAGGAGGAUCCACACCGGGGAGAGACCCCACGAGUGUCCCCAGUGUGGGAAGGGCUUCAGAGACCGCUCCAGCCUGACUGCCCACAUCAGAAGCCACACCGGGGAGAGGCCCUAUGAGUGUGAUCAGUGCCAGAAGGGCUUUUACACCUCGUCUGAACUCCUCAGUCACCAGCGCAUCCACACGGACGAGAGGCCCUUCCGCUGUCCUGAUUGUGGGGUGGGAUUCAAGCGCAACUCACAUCUGGUCACACACAGGAGGAUCCACACCAGGGAGAGACCCCACAAGUGUCCCCAGUGUGAGAAGAGCUUCUCUAAAAUCUCUACCUUGAGCAGACACCAGAAGAGCCAGCACCCUCACGCCGCCUUUACUUUGGUGCCCGCGCUGCCCGGGCCGGACUCGGAGCGGAGGAGGAGCGGGAGGAAGAGGAGGGGGAGAAGGAGGAGGAGGAAGAGGAGAGACAAAGGAAGAGGAGGGACAGCGGAACAGGAACACCGGGAGGAAGAGGCGCCCCAACACCACGCGGUUCCCGCGCUCCGGCCGCAGCUGCCCCGGCCCCGCCGGCAUCGCCCCCCGGAGCCCGCAGAGCAGGAGCUGAGCAUGGAGAGCAGCGAGGAGCUGGUGGCUGAGGCCGUUGGGAGCGGCUCCACGGCUCGGCAGGGAGAAGCCAACGGGGAGGAGAAGCCGCGGAGAUCCCCGAGCAGGAGGGGCUGCAAAGGCAGAGCGCGGGGAUCCGAGGGGGAAAGAGCCAGCCUGGGCCAUGGAGGGGCUCAGAGAUCCGAGCUGGGGCUCCGUGAGCAGCUCCAGGGUGGGCAGGAGAAACCCCACAAGUGCUCCGAGUGUGGGAAGAGCUUCAGCUUCAGGUCCUACCUUGUUGUCCACCAGUGGAUGCACACUGGGGUGAAACCCUACGAGUGUGGUCAGUGCAAGAAGAGGUUCCUGACCAGCUCCACCCUCCUUGUCCACCAGAGGAUUCACACAGAUGAGAAACCCUUCAGCUGCCCCGAUUGUGGAAAGGGCUUCAGCCAGAAGUCCCACCUGCUCACCCACCGGCGCAUCCACACCGAUGAGAGACCCUACGCGUGUCCCCAGUGCGGGAAGAGCUUCAGGACAAACGGCCAGCUGGUUGUCCACCACAGGAUCCACACUGGAGAGCGUCCCUUCGAGUGUGGGCAGUGUGGGAAGGGCUUCAGGGAGAUCUCCUCCCUCAACGUCCACCGCAGGAUCCACACCGGAGAACGUCCCUACAGGUGUGGGCACUGCGGGAAGGGCUUCAGGUCCAGCGCGGUUCUGACCGUCCACCGCAGGAGGCACACGGGGGAACGUCCUUACGAGUGUCCCCAGUGCGGCAAGAACUUCGGCAGGAGCUCCGUCCUGAUGGUCCACCUGAGGUGCCACACGGGGGAGAAACCCUACGAGUGUGGGAGGUGCGGGCAGAGCUUCAGCAGGAGCUCCCACCUGGUGGUCCACCAGAGGAGCCACACUGGGGAGAGGCCCUUCAAGUGCGGGCUGUGCGGGAAGAGCUUCAGCACCGGCUCCUACCUGAUCGUCCACCAGAGGUUCCACAGCGGGGAGAUGCCCUACAAGUGCGCCGAGUGCCAGAGGGGCUUCCCCACGCGUUCCCUGCUGAUGGUCCACCAGAUGGCCCACACCGGCGAGAGGCCCUACGCGUGUGACGUCUGCGGGAAGGCCUUCAGGACCAGCUACCGCCUCCUCGUCCACCAGCGCUCGCACACGGACGAGAAACCCUUCAGGUGCCCCGACUGCGGGAAGGGCUUCAGGAAGAGCUGCACCCUCACCGCCCACCGGCGCGUCCACACCGGCGAGAGGCCCUACCUGUGCGCCCAGUGCGGGAGAACCUUCAUGCUCAGCUCCGACCUGGUGGCCCACCAGAAGAGCCACACGGGGGAGCGUCCCCACGAGUGCGAGGAGUGCGGCAAGAGCUUCGCCACCCGCCUCGGCCUGGCCCACCACCAGAGGAGCCACACCGGGGAGAGGCCCUACGAGUGCGGGCACUGUGGCAAGAGCUUCACCACCGGCUCCCGCUUGACGUCCCACCAGAAGGCCCACGUGAAGUCCUUCGAGUGCUCGCUGUGCGGGAAGAGGUUCAGGGUGAGCGCCAGCCUCAGGAGACACCAGAAGGCGCACCAGGGGGAGAAACCUUUCCGCUGCCCCGACUGCGGCAGGGGCUUCAAGCUCAACGCCCACCUGGCCAAGCACCGGCUGGUCCACGCUGGGGAUGGUCCCCGUGAGUGCCACCAGUGUGGGAAGAAGUUCUCGGCCAGUUCUCGGCUGGCCAGGCACCGGUGGAAGUUCCACUGAGGGCAGCAGUGUUGGUGGCCCGAGUGCUGGGGGAGCUUGGUGGGGUUCUCCAGCUCCGUCCCACGUGGGAGGAUCUGGUCUGGGUGGUCCCGAGUGAGCCCAGGUGAGUAGAACCACCUUGAUCCCUGUUUGGAGGGACACCUGGCUGAAGGUUCCACAUCCUCCUGACCAGGUGGGCAGAGCCACCUUGAUCCAGGUUUGGAGGACACCUGGGUGAAGGUGCCACCUCCUCCUGGAUGUGUCACCUUCUGACCCCACAAAAAUCUCAUUUUUUCUCUUUUUUGGUGGUUUUAAGCCACACUAGAUAGGUUUGGAUGUCUUCUCCAUCAGUCCCCAUGGGAGGAUCUGCUCUGGAUGGUGCCCCGUGAGCCCAGGUGGGCAGAGCCCAGGUGAUCCAGGUUUGGAGGACACCUGGCUGAAGGUUCCACCUCCUCCUGGAUUUGUCACCUUCUGACCCCAGAAAAAUCUCAUUUUUCCCAUCUUUUGGUGAUCUUAAGCCACACUCCUCAGAGGUCUUCUCCACCAUCAAUCCAUCGUUUCUGGUCCACGGGCAUCUUCCACAGCGAAAUGGAGUGAAAUUGGGGCAAAAUCCACGAUUUUGGAGACUCUGGGUUGGAAGCCUUCAAAAGUGACAAGGUGGGAAGCUGGAGGAACCUCCAAAAAAGGUUCUUCUGACCCAUCCAAGGACGUGGAUGCUGAGGGACAUGCGGUUGGACAUUUUUGGUUUUGGUUUUGGUUUGGAAUGAGAAAGUUUCUGUUCAUCACUUUGAAAACCCUGAAAUUGGGGUAGAAAUAAAAAUGUUGAUGUGA
Messenger RNA from Melospiza melodia melodia, 4573 nucleotides. RefSeq names its product zinc finger protein 850-like. Gene Ontology annotation, biological process: regulation of transcription by RNA polymerase II. Gene Ontology annotation, molecular function: DNA-binding transcription factor activity; RNA polymerase II cis-regulatory region sequence-specific DNA binding. The transcript is spliced from 4 exons. The coding region runs from base 77 to 3763 and encodes 1228 amino acids. Lineage: Eukaryota; Metazoa; Chordata; Aves; Passeriformes; Passerellidae. The record is from RefSeq and is a predicted model, not a curated record.